Phacochoerus africanus (Common warthog) is the source of this 3165-nucleotide messenger RNA. RefSeq names its product solute carrier family 16 member 12 (gene SLC16A12). Gene Ontology annotation, biological process: transmembrane transport; monocarboxylic acid transport. The record is from RefSeq and is a predicted model, not a curated record. Bases 268 to 1728 code for a protein of 486 amino acids. Gene Ontology annotation, molecular function: monocarboxylic acid transmembrane transporter activity. The transcript is spliced from 7 exons. Lineage: Eukaryota; Metazoa; Chordata; Mammalia; Artiodactyla; Suidae.
UUCCGAAGCGCGGACCGCGGAGCCUGGGGCUGGGGAAGGGGCCACCGCGCGGGCACGCGGCACGCUGGGUGCGCCCCGGGGGCAUGUCCGCGCGCCACCGCCCGGGCUGCAGCGGUCCACGCGAGAUGGCCAGUAACCCAUGUGCCAGGUAGCACUCUAUGCCAAUCUUGAAUGCCAACAGGAAGUCACUAGACGGCACACUCUUCCAAGAUCAUAACUGGGCUGUUGGAGUAACUUGGAAAAGAAGAAUAAAGGAUCAAAAAAACCAUGGCAAAAGUAAAUAGAGCUCGGUCUACCUCUCCUCCAGAUGGAGGCUGGGGCUGGAUGAUUGUGGCUGGUUGUUUCCUUGUUACCAUCUGCACCCGGGCAGUAACCAGAUGUAUUUCCAUUUUUUUUGUGGAGUUCCAGACAUACUUCUCUCAGGACUAUGCACAGACAGCCUGGAUCCAUUCCAUUGUAGACUGUGUGACCAUGCUCUGUGCUCCACUUGGGAGUGUUGUCAGUAACCAUUUAUCCUGUCAAGUGGGAAUCAUGCUGGGUGGCUUGCUUGCAUCUACUGGUCUCAUCCUGGGCUCAUUUGCCACCAGUCUGAAGCAUCUCUACCUCACUCUGGGAGUUCUUACAGGUCUUGGAUUUGCACUUUGUUACUCUCCAGCCAUUGCCAUGGUUGGCAAGUAUUUCAGCAGACGGAAAGCCCUGGCUUAUGGCAUCUCCAUGUCGGGAAGUGGCAUUGGCAUCUUCAUCCUGGCCCCCGUGGUUCAGCUCCUCAUUGAACAGUUCUCCUGGAGGGGAGCAUUACUCAUCCUGGGGGGCUUCGUUUUGAAUCUCUGUGUUUGCGGUGCCUUGAUGCGGCCAAUUACUCUUAAAGAGGACCGUUCGACUCCAGAGCAGAACCGCGUGUGCAGAACUCAGACACAAGACUUGAAGCAGGGGUCUCCCUGUUCGACUUGGACGAAAAAAUGGGUGCACACCUGCCUCUGUGGCUCUUUGCAGCAGGAGUACAGUUUUUUACUGAUGUCAGACUUCGUUGUGUUAGCCAUCUCUGUUCUGUUUAUGGCUUACGGCUGCAGCCCUCUCUUUGUGUACCUGGUGCCUUAUGCUUUGAGUGUUGGAGUGAGUCACCAGCAAGCUGCUUUUCUUAUGUCCAUACUUGGGGUGAUAGACAUUAUUGGCAAUAUCACAUUUGGAUGGCUAACUGACAGAAGGUGUCUGAAGAAUUACCAGUACGUUUGCUACCUCUUUGCCGUGGGACUGGAUGGGCUCUGCUAUCUCUGCCUCCCGAUGCUUCAAAGUCUCCCUCUGCUUGUGCCUUUCGCUUGUACCUUUGGCUACUUUGAUGGUGCCUAUGUGACUUUGAUACCAGUAGUGACUGCCGAAAUAGUGGGGACCCCCUCUUUGUCAUCCGCACUUGGUGUAGUGUAUUUCCUUCACGCAGUGCCCUAUUUGGUGAGCCCGCCCAUCGCAGGAUGGCUUGUAGAUACGACCGGCAGCUACACUGCAGCCUUUCUUCUCUGUGGAUUUUCCAUGAUCUUUAGUUCUGUGUUGCUUGCCUUUGCCAGACUUAUAAAGAAGAUGAAAAAAACCCAGCUCCGGUUCCUUGCCAAAGAAUCUGAUCCCAAGCUGCAGCUUUGGACCAAUGGCUCAGUGGCUUAUUCUGUAACCAGAGAAUUAGAUCAGAGGGAUGGGGAAUCUGUGGCUAUAGCGAUGCUUGGUUCCAACCUCACAUGACCAAUGACCUUGAGCUUAGGAAACUUCAGGGCUGAGAAAGGAGGGGCCAUUGGAUUGUACCUGUUUCUGAAGCAUUUUAUCUUGGCAGAAGCAUUGCCCUCCAAGGAAAUUUAUUGUAUUAUUAAUAUGUUUCUAGGGGAAAAUAGCAAAUAACAAAACAAGCUGGAUUGGCUCAGAAUUUCCUCAUUUGGGAUUUGUACUCAUAAUUGAACUAAGAUCUUUUGGGCAAUGAGCAGCACACCUUGGAGAAUGUCAUUAGGACAGGGCUGAUAUAAUUAGCUGUAAAUAGGGGUAAUUUCAAGGUAUGACUCAAACAAAUGACACAGGGAGCAGCUUUGUCUCAAACUCUGUUCCCCUCCAUCUUCCUUCCUCACUUAGAAGAUAAAGAGAAACACUGACAUGUAGGGGUUUUUUUUAUGCUGUUUGGAGAAGGGGGUCCUGUAUUAAUCAUUGCCUUUUGAAGAAUCUAAAGUAUUCUUCAAUAGCCCUGUUUAAAAUCCUAAUGAAAAACUUCACUAGGAGAAAGGUUUGGCAUCCUGGCUUUCCACCACCACCAAAAUCUCUUUUCCUAAGACUGAGGCACUUCCACCUGACCAGGCGCCCACCUCUGAGGCUAUCACAUAUAAUACUGACUCGAAAUUUAGCAGAACACACCAAGACACAAGGGCAAUUUCUAAAUCUUGUCAGUAAUGUUAACACUAACACUUCCCCCUUUUUUUUCCUUUUAGAAAUAAAGGAUUUCUUUAAACUUUAGACAAUUCUUGUUAGGAAUGGGAAAAUGUUGGCAGCAUUCCAACUGGGCAGGAAUUGAAUUCUUGAAUCAGCGGGUCUCUGGUGAGAGUUUUCUUUUCAGAUCAUUUGGGUUCAUCAUUACCCAAAAGAGGACUUAGGAGUUUUGCCUGAAAAAUAUUAUUCUAGAGAGAUUCUGAAGGCGAGAUUCCUUUCUCCCUAGGCUGAUAUUCGUUCCAAUAUCCACUGCUCUUUAUCACUCUACAGAUAAUCCUUAGAAACUUGGACCUUUUCAGCUGAAUGAGGAGGCUCAGGGGUUAACCCCAGCAUCAUAACACUUUCACAAAUUACAGCUGUGAUCAGCGAGAGGGAGGACAAAGUUAAGACGGUUAGUGGAAGGAUGUUCCACAGUUUAUAGAGCUCUUUCACAUACAUGCCCUAACUCAUUGGAUUGGAAUAGUUUACUCAUUCCGAAGUACUCCACUUUCCUGUGGUUAGGGAUAAAGUCUUCAGAUUGAAGAGGGAGGGCUUGGGGAGAAGAGAAAGUCUUGGUCCCCUGCCUGUCUCCAACCAUUUAAAAUCCUCUAAAUUAUAACACUGAAUCCCAAGUCAUGUUGAACUUGUAAAUAGGGACAAGUCAUACAGUUGAAAGGGGAUUUCCUUUUAGGGCUGUACCCACGGCAUAUGGAGGUUCCCAGGGUAGGGGUC